AUGAAUGUUGAAGUUGUUCCACCGAUUGCUCGAUCCGAUUCGAUCGGACAAAAACGACGAAUCGAUAGUUUAAAUUCUUCUCAUUUGGGCGAUGAACAGUUCUCCAAAUGUCUUACUCGAAUAGCUGCAUCUCAUGCACAUUUUGAUAUUGAAGAAGAUUGUUUUAUUCUACGUCAAGCUGGCUAUUUUAGCAUGCUUCUUCUUAUAGCUGAUGAUGAAGAUGGCACUCCUGAAAGUUGGAUUCGUAAUGAAAUGAAAAAAGAUUAUGCAUACGAUUAUCAUGAAGUAUUUUUACAUAUGUUAAACAGUGUUGAUAUGCCAAAAUCACAUUGGCUAUUAAAAUCAUCGUUCCAUAUUUUUUCUUUGAAUACAUUUGUUCAACAUUAUCCAAAUGCAUUAUUAAUUAUGACUCAUCGACGUCUUGACGAAGUUCUUCCUUCAUUGUGUAGUUUAGCAUUGGCAACUGGAGACGAAUGCUUUGAUAAAACAAACUCAAUCAGUGAAGAUAGAAUGAUAGAACGAUGUUGUCAAUUCCUUGAUACAGAAGUUGAAUGCAUAAUGAAAUUUCGAACAUCAGAUAAUGGUAUAAUUAAUCAAUCGAAAAAAAAUAUUUUCGAUGUUACUUAUGAUAAUUUGAUGAAAGAUCCAAUUGGUAUUGUCCAUCAAAUAUAUCACUAUUUUAAUCUUCAUUGCUCGAAUGAUAUGGAAAUGGCUAUGCGCAAAUGGAUUCUCGAAAAUUCUCAAGGAAAACAAGGUCGUCAUACGUACUCUCUUGCUGAAUUUGGUCUUAAUCGAGAAGAUAUUUCAAUACGUUAUGCUGACUAUAUCAAUUUGUUUCUGUCAUCGAAUAAUUAA
Molecule: messenger RNA, 855 nt
Organism: Rotaria sp. Silwood2
Lineage: Eukaryota; Metazoa; Rotifera; Eurotatoria; Philodinida; Philodinidae
Source: the annotation of a GenBank genome assembly